Phialemonium atrogriseum is the source of this 1719-nucleotide messenger RNA. Its product is annotated as putative histidine acid phosphatase. The record is from RefSeq and is a predicted model, not a curated record. Gene Ontology annotation, biological process: dephosphorylation. Gene Ontology annotation, molecular function: phosphatase activity. The transcript is spliced from 2 exons. Bases 1 to 1719 code for a protein of 572 amino acids. Lineage: Eukaryota; Fungi; Ascomycota; Sordariomycetes; Cephalothecales; Cephalothecaceae.
AUGUGGUACAAGACGAAAACGACCCUUCUCUUCGGUCUGGCGGUCUCACCCUUGCAGUCGGCCCUUGCUCAGAAGGUCGAUCUGAGUUGGCAUGCCCCCAGCAAGACCCUCGUCAACAACCUCACCAAUGUGCUGAGUGACUCGGGAGUCUAUGGGUUCAUCUAUGACUCGUCGGAGACGCCAGACACCGAGUAUGGCACCUAUAACUGGUGUAACAUGCCCCAUGUCAGGAAGGCAGAAUACGUGAAGCCUUCUAGUGAUUAUGAGCUCAAAUAUGUCGAGUUGAUGCAACGCCAUCACAAGCGCACGCCGUAUUCGUCCAACGCCUUCCCAGUCGAGCCAUACCAAUGGAACUGCGACGACCAGGGGCUCUACUAUUUCGGACGCCCAUUCGGCGGUAAAGAUGCCGCUCAGGGCUACUGGGAUGGCUACAUAUCCCCGAUCAACCCGUUCAAGCCCUCUGGUUGGAUCGGCAGCUGCCAGUUCCCCCAGAUCACCGCCUCUGGCCUUGAUGAUUCGUGGCAGCAUGGCCAAGACCUUUACGAGGUCUACCACGAUCUGCUUGGUUUCCUCCCGGGCAGAAGCGAGGACUGGCGGAGCAAGGUUACCUACCGAGUGACCACCAACGUCAUCACCAGCCAGGUCGCCGGCAUGGUCAUCAACGGCAUGUGGGGCGCGACAGACUCUGUCCCCCUGACAGUCCAGGCCUCGGCGGUCGACUCCCUCGAGCCGACGUACUCGUGCGGCGUGAGCAGCAACCUCUUCAACGCCAUCAAGUCGAACAGCAACUCGGACUGGGCCGCGCACCUGACGGCGGCACAGUCCCUGUACGCCACGCUCGACGACAUAUCCGGCGUCAGCCCCUCGGACUCGGGCUUCCACGCCAGCUUCGACCACUACUACGACAACCUCUCGGCACGCCAGUGCCACCAGAAGCCCCUCCCGUGCAAGCUCGUGGGCGGCGCCAACAGCACAACCUGCGUGACCCAGGACAUGGCCGAGGCGGUGUACCGCCUGGGCAACUGGGAGUACAGCCAGAUCUACCGCGACGCGCCGGCCUCGCUCGCCGCCAGCGCCGCCUCGCUCGGCGUGUGGGUCGCCGAGCUUGCGGCCCACCUCCGCGCCGCCGUCUCCGGCAAUUCCCCGACGCUGUACCUCCACAACGUCGCCCACGACGGCUCCGUCAGCCGCCUGCUGUCCGUGCUGCAGAUCGACGCCAUGGUCUGGCCGGGGAUGGGCAGCGAGGUGGUGUUCGAGCUGUGGCGGAAGAAGAAGGGGGACGAGACGCCGACGCCGACGCCAUCCCCUGGCGUCGUCGCCCCGGGCUGCAGCCACAACAACUGCCUCCGCCAGAUGAUCCGCCAGUCCGCCUCCGCCAGCGCGUUCUGCCCGACCUUCACCGCCGCGUCCGCCGCGUCCGCGGUCCCGACGUGGCUGUCUAACUGCAAGGGCAGCGCCGAGGCUGUGGCGUCGGCGUGCGCGUGCGUCGUGACGCCGACGCAGGCGGCACCGACGCCGACGGCGGGUGCGACAACGGGCGGUGAUGGUGGAUACUAUGUGCGGGUGCUGUUCGGCGGCAAGGUGCUCAAGUCGUCGAAUCCGAGCCUGGGGGUCAUGGAUAUGGUCCCUGUCGAGACUCUGCUGGCUUACUUUGAUGGGCUGGCGGGAGAGGGAGCGAGUCUCGUCAAGGGGAAAUGCGAUGGCUCGAUUGCAGUGUAA